AUAUUGCCUUCUAUAUUUUAUUAAUGUACUCAAGUUCGAAAUGGAUAUUCCGAUAAUUGUGACAUUACGCUGCUGUCUGUAAAAAUAAUGUUUUACUGGUUUUUCAAUUUCAUUUAACAAAUAACUAGCCAUGUUUAUUAAUAUACCUUUUGUCCUUUGACAUGGAUAUAAAUUUAUAUAUAUAUUUUUUUUGUAAUUAAGAGAUGGCAGACAGCGGUUUAUUAAAAGAAAUCCUGGACUCCUUGAAUGACCCAGACACCGUGCAGUUGUUUGCUACAGUUAAUGGUCUUACUGGUGAUGCCGAGGUCGAGAACAGAUUAAGGGAGCUCCAGUGGGAAAAGCACAUCGAUGACUUAUGGCAGGAGGUUCUUUCCGAGAUGGAAUCCCCAACUAAAAAAAUUAGACCAUCCCAAGAGGAUGGCGAUCAACCCUCUACGAGUGGGCAGUCGGGGGGUGGGGGGAGUUCCGAGGACCCAUUAGAAAAACCCUAUUUCAUUUGGAAGAGAGACACUCGAACAUUUAAGAAAAACUUGGCCCGCGACACCACGUUUAAGGUCAAAUUUAACGAGCAGUGGAAGGGGGAUAAAUUGUUAGAUAUACAUAACAAGUUGCACGAUAUGUUCGACGACCUGUUGUCAGAGGCCCGGGGUCACGAUGCGGAUCUGGGAAGGGUGGUCAUCAGUCAUUCGAGUUUAAACAAUCCGAUCGUCGUGCCGCUACAAUCCUGGGAAAAUCUGAAUGCAGAUGUCGUCCUGUCCGAGAUCACCAAAGUACUUAAUUCGAACGAAAGCUUGUCCGUGGACGAAAAUCUGUUGAUCACCAUAGGGUCCAUCGAUUUGCCCAAAGGGGGAGGUAACCCUAGAAAAUUACCCAUCACGUCUCUCUUUGGUCCUAAAAAUAGCGUAGAAAGAAAGAGAUCGCUUUUUCACGUACAAAAUGAUAACAACGUAUGUAUGGCCAUUUCCAUUGGUCUCUGUUACCUGAAAACGUGUGAAAAAGUAGAUGCUGUUACGUGGACAAAUUUAGUGGGGAAAGAUGCCGGAACAAUGUUCGACCAUAUCAUCAAGCACCGUACUGUUACUCGAUCCUAUUACAACAAUAUCUUGAAAACCUCGAGAAAAAAAAUGCAAACGGAGUUGGCGAUGUGGCUGUGUGAAAGAGCCGGAGUUCCUACUGACAGAUAUUUAGGUUUGAACGACAUCGAACCAUUCGAAACCUUACUUGGUGUCUGUAUCAACGUUGUGUCCUCAAGAGUAGGGAAUAAAUUUGUCAGGGUGACGGAGGACGAGGACAAGCCACGUCUGUAUUUAUAUCACGUGGACACAGAAACUGAAAAACACUGGCACGGGAUUGCCAGCAUACAAGGCUUUUUUAAGGCAUCGUAUUUUUGCCAUACUUGUUUAAAACCGUAUAAUGAUAAAUCCAAACACACGUGUACCACCUCGUGUGAGGUUUGCUUACAUGACCACUGUCCAGAAACAAAUGUCCAAAUAGGUUGUCGAACCUGUGGACGGGUCUGUCGUUCCGUGGCGUGUUUUAAACGUCAUAAAAAACAAAGAGUCGUCAAGAAAGAGAGUUAUCCUCCUCCUUGCGAACUGUUUCACCAAUGUAAAAAAUGUAGGGUCAUUCUACAUUGCUGUAAACGCUCUCCCGACUUGCACGUUUGUCAAGAAUGGCAGUGCCCUAACUGUCUAGAAUAUCAAAUAGGAGAACAUCAUUGUUAUCAAAAACCGUGUGGAUGUGAUUUAGAAAAAAGAGACAAAAAAUUUAUUUUCUACGAUUUUGAGACGCGUCAAGAGGACAUCUUUCAUUGCGAGCAAGGGUAUCGACCGUCUUGCAUCAGAUGCGACCAAUGUGUCAAAAAAGAACGCCAGUGUGUAGACUGUAGACUCUGUCAGAACUGUCGUGAUCCGUCCUGUGGUCUACAACAACACAAAGUCAACUUUGCCGUGCUGCAGACCACCUGUCACAUAUGUGAGAAAAGGGAACUGGUGGAGGGCGCCUCCUGUAGUUACUGCGGAACACGGUGUGAGCAAUGCUCCCGAACCCAUAAAGGUGAAUAUGUGAACCCCCCUUGUCCCGACACUUGUGGAAAAAGGGAAGUGGUGUUUUCUGGCGACAACGCCGCCGAGCAGUUCUGUGCUUUCGUCACCAGUGAACAUUGUAAAAAUUCGAUCUUGAUUGCCCACAAUGCCAAAAGUUUCGACUUGUAUCCGGUUUUAGAAGUGCUCAUAGACCGUCACUCUAUUCGACCUAGCAAGAUCAUUUACAACGGUUCUAAAAUCAUGUACAUGCACAUUGCGCACAAAUUAAAUUUGACUUUUGUGGAUUCCCUCAAUUUCCUGCCCAUGAAGCUUGCCAAAAUACCAGAUGCCUUCGGUCUACAGGAACUCUGUAAGGGAUACUUUCCCCAUUUAUUUAAUACUAAAGCCAAUCAAAACUACGUGGGGCCGUAUCCAAAGUUGAAGUACUACGGAUACGAUUUCAUGUCGGCCGGGGAGCGGAAAAAGCUUGCCGAAUGGCAUGCAACGAAACGAGACGAAACCUUUAACUUUCGAGAAGAAAUGUUGCAAUAUUGUCGCUCGGACGUUGAUAUAUUGAGGCGGGGGUGUCUAGAAUUUAGAAACUUGGUGAUCAAGGUGACAACUCUAACAGAGGAAACGGUUCAAGCAAACGGAAUCAUCAAGAAAACGAGCUCGGGUGGAGUCGACCCCUUUGAUUUUGUCACCAUUGCAAGUGUCUGCAUGGGGAUAUUCAAGUCGCUCUUUUUGAAGGGAAAAAGUAAAAUAGAAAUCACCAAAGAUGGUGAAUCGGAUUUGUACGACAUUCGUCAUCAUAAGAGUUUAGAGGGGGUCCAUCUCGGUGAUUCUUGGACGUCUCUCGUCGAUUUAAGAAAGGACGACAAUGUACAGAUAGGAAAACGACAUUUCAAAAGUCCCGUGGCAGUAGUACCAUCUCAAGGAUACACGAAGCGCGACAAUUACAGCAAAAUUUCCAUCCAGUGGCUGGAGUGGUUGAUGGAAAAAAGUCGUCAGCGGGGUAACCCCAUUGUCAUUUCCCACGCUCUCAACGGUGGUGAAUUCCAAGUGCCAGGGACCAAUUACAGAUGUGACGGGUUUGUCAAGAUUCCUGGCGGAAACGGAACCAUUUAUGAAUUCUAUGGUUGUGUAUUCCACGGUUGUCCCAACUGUUUCCCAGACGAUAGGAAUACCAUCAAACACCCGUCUACCAAUCAGACCAUCAAAGAAUUGUACGACAUGACCAAACACAGAGAAAAGGAAUUGAAAAAUCUGGGAUACAAAUUGGUCAUUGUGUGGGAGCAUCAAUUUAAAUUUCAAUUGGAGAAGAAUGUAGCUUUGCAACAAUUCGUGUCCACCCUAGAUCUCCAAGACAGACUCGACCCACGUGACAGUUUUUUCGGUGGUCGCACCAAUGCCAUCAAACUGCAUUAUAAAGCUGCAGAAGACGAAACAAUCCAAUAUUUCGAUUUUACCAGUCUCUAUCCCUGGACCAACAAGUAUUGUCGGUAUCCCGUCGGCCAUCCGACCAUCAUAACGGACGAUUUUCAGGACUUGUCGCAAUAUUUUGGACUGGCUAAAAUAAAAAUUCUCCCCCCUAGAAAACUUUAUCAUCCCGUACUUCCAUACAAUUCGAAUGGAAAAUUGAAGUUCCCACUUUGUAAAACGUGUGCAGACAGUGAAAAUCAAAAUGAAUGUACAUGCUCUGUUGAAGAGAGAUCCAUCACGGGCACGUGGUGUACUCCUGAAAUUCAAAUGGCAACGUCAAAAGGGUACGAAAUCUUGAAAAUCUAUGAAGUUUAUCAUUUUGCCGAGUCUUCCAAAUACGAUGUCGAGUCGUGUGAGGGGGGAUUAUUCGCUCAGUAUGUGAACAUGUUUUUAAAAAUAAAACAGGAGGCUUCCGGAUUUCCGGCCGAAUGCGACACGGAAGAGACCAAAAGAAAAUACAUUAGGGAAUACAAAGAAAACGAAGGUAUCCAAUUAGAGUAUGAAAAAAUUAAAAAAAAUCCCGGUUUGCGAUGUUUAGCGAAACUUUGUCUGAAUAGCUUUUGGGGGAAAUUUGGUCAGAGGUUGGGCAUGCAACAAUCCGUGUUCAUUCACGAAUCGGAAGCCGAAAAUUUUUUUCAAAUGCUCUCAGAUCCUACAAAAGUACCACACAACUUUCACAUUGUUUCGAGAGACAUUCUUCAAUUAGAAUGGAGUAACAACCCCCUAUUCGCGUCAUUCGACAAUAAAACUAAUAUAUUCUUGGCCUCUUUUACCACCAUGUGGGCUCGACUGAAAUUGUAUGGCGUUCUCGACAAAUUAAACGAGAACGUCUUGUAUUUCGAUACAGACAGUGUCAUCUUCAAGACAAAAAAGUCGGACAACUUGAAUUAUCUCCCCAUAGGUAAUCACCUGGGAGAAUUGACUAAUGAAAUCUCUCCACAAGACGGGUACAUUGUCGAAUUCGUUUCUGGGGGUCCUAAAAACUACGCUUACCGCACACUGUCGGGAAAAGAAGAAUGCAAAGUUAGAGGGUUUACACUUAACUGGGCCAACUCGAAACUUAUCAAUUUCCAGGCUAUCAAGUCGAUAAUCUGUACCUCACACGACCGACAAAUUGAAAUUGUCAACCCUUGUAAAAUAUCGAGAGACAGCAGAAAGCGAAAAUUGUUAAAUAGGGUUGAAACUAAAAAUUAUAAGAUGGUUUACACUAAAAGGAGAAUUCUUCCUAAUUUAGACACGUUGCCAUUUGGAUUUUGAUUAUAAAACGAAAUAUUUUGACGUUUUUGUUUUUUUUAUUGAAUGAUAAAUACACAAAUAAAAUGAUAAAAGACAUUAUUCGUUGUUAUUACACUGUCAAUAUGUGAGCCAGGGUACGUUUUUCUUCUUCCGCCGAACAUUGGAAAUUCCAGGAGGUUUCCCAACCUUCAUCUUCUUAGCGACGUAACCUGUUCCAGUUUGUAACAAAUUAGUUUUAUCCACUAAGUCACUGGCAGUUUGUUCUUGACCUUCUGAGGAUUGCUUCGAAGUUCGGUCGACUUCUCGGGAUGACGUAUCAGCAGGUUCUAAUUUUUGAAGUAAACGUUCAUAUUUCAGUUUCGGUACAAGUAUCAUUUCCUUUGCCAUUUUCCUUUGAAAUGUUGAACAAUGGGUUUAAGUAGAAGCGGCACUAAAGGAAUGUUUUUCAAUAGUAUGCGACGUUUCUCUCGGUUGCUGACUUCUCUGGACCCCAAGGAUCGAAUGCAUGAUUCAUAAGGUUUCAGUUGGUUUAUAUACUUUUUAGUCAGAGGAUAAGUUCCGGUGUAAAUGUUAAGUGCUAUUUCACUGAGCACAUCGUACUGUUCACUGUUCAAGGCUUUAACGAUUACUUUUUGCUGGGCAUUGUCUGCACAGACAAGAAACUUUAAAAAAGCCUCGUGUUUCUUCACCGUUUGCUUCAUCUUUGAAUAAUGAGGCGAACACAUCAAAUCAUACUUAUUUAUAGAGGUUGGUAAAUAAUCAUCUCUUCUCCCGGAAGAAUGCGUGUUCUUAACUGAUACUCUCUGUUCUGUGUAGGUUCCAGGCAAACAUGUAAGUAACCGAAAUUGGGUCGAGUCGCAGAUUCAUAGGCUGCUUUGAAAAAAGGAACUUGUCCUGGUAAGAUCUGAGAUCCAAAGGUGAUGAUCUGUCGGGAAUCGCGGUAAUUCUUAAACAAAAUGACAUUAAGACAAUUCAGUGAAAUGGUCCUGGCGUAUUUUCCCGGCGGGUAUAAGUUCUGAGACAACAUCACGGUGGUCACGUUUCUAUGAUGAGAUGUCACCGUGAAUAGAUGCACACAAUCUUGUGAUUGCGCAACUUGUAACAUGAGAUCAUCCAGUACCACUAUAGUGUGACUGACACCCUCUGUGUACUGCUCUAUGUCUUCUUUUGAAGGCAUUCCUUGAUGUAAUGAAAGGUUUGGUAUCGUCUGCUUCAUUUCCUCAAACAUGGGUUGAUGUUCAGAAUAAGCAUAAAUUAUUCUAUCAACAGGCAUAGAGAACAUGCCAUUGGCGUUUUGUAAAAGUGUUUUAGUAAAAUGCGUUUUACCGCUUUGUGUACUUCCACAUAUCAGAAUAGUGGAAGGUGCCGAAAACGGAAGCAAGGAACGAGUGUUCCACCAAUCGUUUAUGUUCUCUGUUGCCAUGUUCCUCGGUAGCCAGGCUUCCUCAUACUGAAGUCCAGCGUAAUGCUACGCGCACAUAUAUAUAUAUUAACAAACUUAUUCAAUGACAGUAUAAAAAUAACUUCUCUAUCUAUGUUUCAUGAUUAAUUUUAAUGACAGAAUAAUCAUACAUAAAACGUUUCACAAAAUCAUCAUUGGAUUGAAUGUCUUUAGAAAAUAAAGCAUACACAUCAUUUAUCGAGUUUUUGAAACACAAUCAUGCAAUUAAAAAUACUAAUACAUAAAGUCCACACAAAUCGGAAUUACGAGGCUGUAGUCGUAUAGACUUGAAAUUACAUUGUACACUGCUCAUCCUCAAAAAGUUUUGAAUGUCUUGAUUGUAAUGAGUUGGUGAUUUCC
Ostrea edulis (European flat oyster) is the source of this 6543-nucleotide messenger RNA. RefSeq lists its product as uncharacterized. Gene Ontology annotation, molecular function: DNA-directed DNA polymerase activity; DNA binding; nucleotide binding. NCBI's taxonomy places the organism in Eukaryota, Metazoa, Mollusca, Bivalvia, Ostreida, Ostreidae. The coding region runs from base 204 to 4763 and encodes 1519 amino acids. The transcript has 2 exons. The record is from RefSeq and is a predicted model, not a curated record. Gene Ontology annotation, biological process: DNA replication.